This is a messenger RNA of Tarenaya hassleriana, 1275 nucleotides long. RefSeq names its product putative clathrin assembly protein At1g14686. Gene Ontology annotation, biological process: clathrin coat assembly; vesicle budding from membrane; clathrin-dependent endocytosis. Gene Ontology annotation, cellular component: clathrin-coated pit; clathrin-coated vesicle. Gene Ontology annotation, molecular function: 1-phosphatidylinositol binding; clathrin heavy chain binding; SNARE binding. The transcript has a single exon. NCBI's taxonomy places the organism in Eukaryota, Viridiplantae, Streptophyta, Magnoliopsida, Brassicales, Cleomaceae. The coding region runs from base 173 to 1216 and encodes 347 amino acids. The record is from RefSeq and is a predicted model, not a curated record.
AAAAUAGAUGAAGACAACUGUCAUAGUCAUGAUUAUAUAACAGAAGAAAUCAAACAAUGGAAAAUGGCAACGGAAUCAACAAACCUCGACUUCGUAAUUUGUUGAUCUCCGAUUGGCGUUGCCGUUUCAAUCUUCCGAACAUCUCUUUACUUUUUUUCAAGGUUUACUUUGAAUGAUCGGAACAUUGAAGGCGAUGAAGCUAUGGAGACGCACCGCCGGAGCUCUGAAGGACGGCAACAGCCUAAUCGCGGCGGAAGACUGUCUAACGAUCGCCGUCGUUAAGGCUACGAGCCACGAUGAGCUCUCCAUGGAUUCCGGCAACGCUGAGUUCAUCUACCGGUACGUACGGACCUCUCCGUCGAGCCUCAGGCCGCUCGCAGGCAUCAUCUCCUCGCGCGCGGGUCGCACUCGCAGCUGGGCGGUGGCUCUCAAGGGUUUGAUGCUUAUUCACGGUUUCUUCCUCCGGAAGGUCCCGGCGGCUGAGUCAAUCGGACGGUUACCGUUCGAUCUCUCCGGAUUCGGCGUGACUCGUUCGCUGCUGAGCAGAUCCUGCGGAUUCAACCUCUUUGUACGAGCUUAUUUCGUGUUUUUGGACCAGAGAUCGAUCCUCUUCCACGACGUGAACCUCCUCGAUGAAGAAUCAUCGGUCAUGAUCCAGCUCACGAUCAUCCGUAAGAUGCAAAAUCUCGUGGAUUCGUUGAUGAGAAUCAAACCGAUAGCAGAAAACAUGAGCACGCCUCUGAUAAACGAAGCCAUGGACAACGUAAUCAUCGAGAUCCUGGAGAUCUACGGUCGGAUCUGCGUCGGAAUAGCCGAAGCUCUGCCGAAGGUUCACUCGAAAACAGGAAAACCAGAAGCGAAAAUGGCGCUGAAGAUCGUGACCAAAUCCAUAAAGCAGGGAGAAGAUCUCUGCAGGUAUUUCGAAUUCUGCAAAGAUUUCGGGAUCCCAAACACUCACGAGAUCCCAGACUUCGUAAGGAUUCCGGAAGCAGACGUAAUGGUGCUCGAGAAGCUCGUCCAUGGCGCUCCGGCGGCCGUGCGGAAGGAGAAAGAUGAACAGCCAAAGAUGGAAACGUCGACGUCAAUGGCUCCGGAGAUCGAGGAAGGCGAAGAGAGAGGGAGAGGGAGGAAUCCAGAUCUGAUAGAAAUGGAUCAUGACGAACCUGGGAAUGUUUCUGCUACUAGAGAUGAGAUUCCCGACUUAAUUAGACUCUAAUUAACAUGUAAAAAUUAUUUUUUUUAAAUUAUAAUAUCAAGAUAACACAUCCGUAAAUA